Messenger RNA from Penicillium maclennaniae, 1716 nucleotides. Its product is annotated as Ytp1 family protein. The transcript is spliced from 4 exons. Lineage: Eukaryota; Fungi; Ascomycota; Eurotiomycetes; Eurotiales; Aspergillaceae. The record is from RefSeq and is a predicted model, not a curated record. Bases 1 to 1716 code for a protein of 571 amino acids.
AUGAGACUGAUCACUCGAGCUGCCUACGCGGCGCUAUUCCUCGCGUCGCUUGCGAUCGCGCACGGAGAUGAUGAAUCAAUGGACAUGGAUAUGAACAUGGGAAUGGGCAUGGAUAUGCAUGCGACUGCCAGUGCAGCUUCUCCGACAGCAUCCGUCUCACAAAAUGCCCAAAGCGAAGGUCCCAUGAGUUACUUCGCCUAUGGCAAGCACUCGAGCACCAUCCUAGCGCAUAUUGCGCUCAUGAUCCUGGGUUGGUGCUUCGUUCUUCCUGCAGCUGUCAUGCUCAGCAUUGGGCGCUCACGACUUGCGCUCCCAUCACAAUUCCUGUUCCUGGUCUUCAAUGCCUUCGGUCUGCUCUUCGGAACUAUCUACAAUAGUCAGACUCCCGAUCUGUAUGAGAACAAUGCCCACCACAAGAUUGGUUGGAUCGUGACGUGGGUCAUCAGCGUGCAGGUCGUUUUGGCCUUGAUCUUCGCGUAUGCCGGUCGUGAUGAGCAUGAAUGUCCCUACCCCACUGGUGCUAUGCACGAGUACCGCUGGUCUCGCGAUAGUGGCCAGGGCACCGAACCCGGCUCCUCUAUCCAUAGCCCUUCCUCGCCGUCCUUCGAGUCGCAAGCCGAGUACGACGGCUUCGAGAAGCCCGAGGAGAUUCCUUUCAAGCCUUCUGGCCCGCGCGGCUGGUUCCACAGCUCUAUCAUUGAUCGGUUCCUCUCAAACCGCGUGCCCGGAAUGGUCUCGAACCGUGCCCUGCGCAUUUCCAACGGAGUGUACAACGUGAUUGACCGGAUCAUUCUUCCCUUUGGAUUCAUCGCUAUUGUCACUGGAGCUGUUACCUACGGUGGUAUCUUCCGAGGCAACCAGAUCUUCAACGGCCUGGCGCAUUUCAUCAAGGGUGGAAUCUUCUUCUGGUAUGGUGUUCUUACCCUCGGACGCUUCAUCGGAGCUUGGGCGGACUUGGGCUGGGGCUGGAACAAAAAGCCCCCGGCGUCUGUCGUCGGCUGGAAGGCCAAGGUUCCUUCGGGCGAGUUCGUGGAGUCGUUUGUCAUCUGGUUGUAUGGUGUCACCAAUGUCUUCCUGGAGCACCUGGCCGGUUGGGGUAAAGAAUGGUCUGCGACUGAUUUGGAGCACGUUUCCAUUUCGAUCAUGUUCUUCGGCGGUGGUCUCGUUGGUAUGCUCUUUGAGUCUCGGCGUAUUCGCGAUGCACUCAACAACACCCUGCUUCGAUCCCCUCCCCAUGGCUCCCGUGAGGACGAAUGGCAACCUCCCAAGUCACAGGGCGUUCCCCUCAACCCGAUGCCGGCUCUUGUCAUCCUGCUUCUGGGUAUGAUGAUGGGAUCGCACCACCAGGACAGUAUGACUUCGACCAUGGUGCACAAGCAGUGGGGUAACAUGUUGGUCGGGUUCGCGAUUGCUCGUGGAAUGACCUACGUCUUGCUGUUCUUGCGCCCGCCAACAUCGUACCUCCCGGCUCGCCCGCCCACUGAGAUUGUGGCUGGAUUUUGUCUCAUGUCUGGUGGGCUCAUCUUCAUGCUGAGUACCCGCCAAGUUAUCGAAGCUAUGGAGUUCUACGACUUGGACGCCAUGUUCACCUUCACUGUCGGCAUGGGCUUCACAGCUUUCAUCAUGUCCCUGGUCAUCUUGAACAUCGCGAUCAAGGCGUGGGCGGUGAAGCGCGAGCAGCGCCCGCAGCUAAAUGGAGGCUUCCGCUUCCCAUGA